AUGACAACUACGGCAUUCAAGAAUGUAAGGUCUUUGAGCCAGCUUGUUUCUGUCCUAUUGAUUGUCAUCAAUAUUCCCUUGCCGUUUUUCCUCAUUCCACAUCUGAUGUUUGUGCGCAUGGAGGCCGAACACCUUAGGAUGGGAAUCAGAGGAAUAACCACGAUAUUCAGGACCACAUCGAUGACAAACAUAACCUUGGGGCUGUUUGCAAGCUGUGGAAUCAACAGCAAGACUAGGCUAUACAUGAGACUAUACUUCAUAACUGGGAUAUUCUUGUUUCUCAUGCUGAUCACCAUGCUUCUCUAUAUCAGGAUAAGCUAUCAGUCUGAUGUGUCCAGGCAGCUUGGAAGACUCUAUAACAAUGCAUCCAUUAGAAAUAUAAUUCUGUAUUUCAUGGAGUGCACCAACCAAAUGACAUGUACCAGAAUAAUUAUGAAGAAUAUCUCGAUGAUAAAGUACUACUACGUCACCAUAGCCAUUCCAUCAUUGUGUCUGAACCUCCUCAACCUUAUACUUAUUAGAAUAGCUGUCUCAAUCAACAUUGAAACGCCGCCGCCAAAGCUGCCCAACUUUGUAGAAAAGACAAGAGUGGGAAUGAACACAUCAUCCUUGAGAAACAAGCGUGUGGUGAUAAAUGGCCCUGGGCAAGAAGGCCAAGGCACUGUACCUUAA
Encephalitozoon romaleae SJ-2008 is the source of this 672-nucleotide messenger RNA. RefSeq lists its product as hypothetical. The transcript has a single exon. The record is from RefSeq and is a predicted model, not a curated record. The coding region runs from base 1 to 672 and encodes 223 amino acids. NCBI's taxonomy places the organism in Eukaryota, Fungi, Microsporidia, Unikaryonidae.